Molecule: messenger RNA, 3418 nt
Organism: Lytechinus variegatus (green sea urchin)
Lineage: Eukaryota; Metazoa; Echinodermata; Echinoidea; Temnopleuroida; Toxopneustidae
Product: translocating chain-associated membrane protein 1-like
Exons: 11
Coding region: 107-1285 (392 amino acids)
Biological process (GO): protein insertion into ER membrane; SRP-dependent cotranslational protein targeting to membrane, translocation
Cellular component (GO): endoplasmic reticulum membrane
Source: RefSeq, a predicted model, not a curated record
CGAGCAAGUUAUAACCUACCAAUACAUACGGUUAAUCUUGGUAGACGUGGCGAAGGUACAGUACGCUGGGGAUACGUGACAAAAUCGAUAUUUUCACCUGUAAAUCAUGGCGAUUCGAAGUCGACGAACUGGAAGCACUAAAAAUCCUCCGAUCUUCAGUCAUGAAUUCAUCAUCCAGAAUCAUGCCGACAUCGUUUCUUGUAUUGCAAUGGUCAUUCUCGUAGGCCUUAUGUUUCAGGUUACCACACCAUUGGCAUCAAUGUUUGUGAUUAUGCAAUACAAUAUCACCAGCAACAUGACAGAAGGAGAGAGUGGAGGCGAGGAAGAGACUCGUUACAUGUAUGGAUCCAGAGAUUCUUUCUGUAUUGCGUUCUACUUCCUCAUCAGUAUUGUUCUUCAUGCUGUAGUACAAGAAUACAUCCUUGAUAAAUUGAACCGAAAGUUGCACCUGUCUAAAGUUAAACAUUCAAAGUUCAACGAGUCAGGUCAACUAGUGACCUUUUACCUCUUCUCAAUUUUUUGGGGUAUUGAUAUCAUGAUGAAGGAAGGCUUCACUCAGAACUUGGCUCACUUAUGGGAAGGUUAUCCUCAUAUCUUACUCUCAUUUAGAUCAAAAUUUUACUUCAUUAUCCAGAUUGCCUACUGGAUCCAUGCUUUUCCUGAAUUGUAUUUCCAGAAAGUUAAAAAGGAAGAAAUUGGACCCAGGAUUCAAUACUCUGCCUUCUAUCUAUUUUUUGUUGUUUCUGCUUAUCUUUUAAAUCUGACAAGGCUUGGGAUGAUUUGUAUUGUCAUACAUUACAUAGCAGAGCUGACCUUUCAUGUUGCCAGACUUUUGUACUUCAGUGAAAAAACAGAUCUAUCAGCACCUUGCUUUACAUUAUGGUCCAUACUAUUUCUUCUGGUUCGACUGAUGACUAUCUCUCUCACAACACUGACAGUGUGGUUUGGAUUAGGCAAAGUAGAAAAUCAGGGCCUUGAUAUCUCCAAAGGAAACUUCAAUUCCCCUUUAUCAAGACUGACCAUCUUGACAGCAGUGUGCCUUUUCCAGGCUUGGCUAAUCUUUAACUUCCUCAUGUUCCAGCUUCGUAGACGUCGAGAAACACAGCUUGCAAAUGCUAAGACACAAAGAAAGAUGGCUCCUAAGACAAAGAAGAAGAAAGAUGAUUUGCGAGUUAACGAUGGUGGUGACACUUCUGAUGCAGCCUCAGCUUCACCUAUUGUAUCCGACUCCCCCCACUCAGAAAAUGGAUCUGUCCGUGCAAGGAACAAGCCUAAGAAGAAGUAAAUCCUGUUACUGAAUCCUAAAAAGUGGUUGCCUAGCAACGAUUUCCAUCAAUUAAGCCUUGUUCUUCACCUUCAUAUUCAUGUGACCUUACAUCCAUUGGGAGGAGAGGAAAAAGAGAAACGGUCUAGGUUUCUUUGAUAACCUGUCAUCUCAUAUAAUACUUUUUGUUUAUUUGUUUCCUUUUGAUUUUAUCAGUAAAUGAUAUUAGAAUAUAGCACUUUUCUUCAUUACAUUUUCUCUUAUUGGCUUUGGAAGUCUCUGAAUUUCAUUUUGGUUUCUUCUUUUUUGAAUAGUUUUCAAUCUUCCAACUUACAUAUGAGCACAAAAGAGGCCUUGGCUACAUCAUUUAAGCGAGAGUCGUGUGUUUUAUUUUUCUCCUUUGAUUUGACUCAUUUUAACUGUGACUUUGCUGAAUAAAAAUUAAAAAACAACAAAUUUGUCCUGCCUACAUAGCAGAGAUAGACUCUAUGUGCGCUGCUUUUCCGACAGCGGCUGUGACGGCAGCGUCAUCAACAUUGAAAUCUUAACUGAGGUCAGGUUUUGAAAUGUCAAAGUGAAUGGACCUAGUUCAUGAAAUUUUGACAUAAUGGUAAUCAAGUAUUUCUUUAUCAUCUUGCUUGGGUUUCAGAUCACAUGACCAAGGUCAAAGAUCAUUUAGGGUCAGUAAAAUUUUAACCAAGUUUGAGUUUCUAAAUGGCAAAACUUUGCAAGUACAUGGAUCUUAAUAUUCAAGGCAUAUUAAGGUAAUCCAGUGUCACUGAUCAUUUUGGAGUGUGAGUUCACAUGAUCAAGGUCAAUGGUCAUUUAGGAUCAAUAAAUUUUAUGUGAAUUGCAUUUUUUGUGAAUAAUAAUUGUUUUCAAAGUCAGCACUGCUGCUAUUGUGUAAUACAGGAGAGACUACCAGAGGCGUUCCACUUGUUUUAUUUAUUUACUGAUACAUUAUAACAACAGAGAUCACGUUUGGGGAUGCAUUUCAUGUUUUUUAAAUCAUAAUUCCAACAAAAAAAUUACUAAAGAAUUGUUUCAUGUACAUCCUAUUUGAAUCUGAGAUGCAUUGUUCUUGUUUAUCUAUUAAAGUAUGUAUACUCUGUAUGCCUAUUGAAAUGUUAUCGGUUAUAAGAUAUAUGCGAAGAAGAAUAUUUCUUGUCAAGAUUGAAUAGAUUAAUUUCAAUUAAGACGAAAGAUUGAGAUAAUGAUAUGUAUUUUCAGUAUUGAAAGUUGUUCUUCAAAAUUAUUUUCCAGAUUGUGUAUUAUGCAUGUGGAUAUUCAAGAAUUUAAUUCAUAUACUUAGAUAGAUGUAGACAUUCCUUUUUUCUGUCAUUAUAGUUACAUAUAAAGUACAAUAUAUUGUUUGCAUGCACCAGAUCGAUUUUCUUUAAAAGUAUGCAUGUCAUGUAAAAAGUUUCACUAUUUUUCUUAAAGUCAUUAAUUUGGUAAGUUUACUUCAUAAUGAGAAAAGGAGAGAAAGAGAGUGCUUCUACAUAUAUUAUGAAUUGGCUCCAGACAUUCGUUGUAUCACUCCAGUAUGUAAGAUUAUAGUAGCAUAAAAAAAUAACACAUUUGGCACUUAAUGGUUUGGUGAUAGAUACUCUAUACUCAACCAAGAUAAAGGUAUACAGUUCAGGCCUUGAACUGCAGUUUUAUACCCCCUUAACAAAAAUCUUGUUAGAGGAUCCAAGAUAUUUCAUUUUGAAACUAUUUCAACCCUGCAUAACCAAAUUAAUCCCUCUUAUGUAACAUUUCACCUCCACAGGCAAACCUGAGCUUUGAGCCAGGGUUAGACAAUAAACAGCAGCUGUGAUAUUAUGUAAGAGCACCUCUGCCUGUAGUAGGCACUUGGAAUGAAAUUAUUUUAUUUGAUAUUUAAUCAAGUUUUCAAAGGCAUAACGUAUUAUAAUGAUGGGAGUUUGCUUUAAACCCCAAACUCCCAUCAUUUGUUGUUUUAGAAAUAAUCAUACACACAAUGAAAAGUGUGUAAAAUUGUGUCGUGUAACGUCAGUUACCGGGAAAAUGCCCACAUAUUUAGAUACUUGAAUGAUUGGCCUGAGAGGAUUUAUUUUUUUCAUUGUUUGAUACUGGGGUUUGCCAUCUCCAACUAUGGUUUUGCCUCAUGUUUGUAAUGAACAAGUCUGU